UGACAGAGAGAGCAGCUCAUGGAGUGCUAAAGUGCUUUAUCCAAAGAGAGGACAACUGCCUUUCUCCCUACUACUUUUUCUGCAAACCUAUAUCUAUUCCACUCACUCCUCCUUCUAUCUAUAUCUUCCUCUUCUUAGUUAUUUUUCUCUCUUUAAUCACUUUUCAGUCCCUCCUUUCUCUCCCCGGCUCUUUGUUUCUGUCUUUCACCCAACCCUCUCCUGCCGUCCAGUCUGUUACCUCUCUACUGGCUCUAUAUGGUUGACUGAGUGACCGACCAGGGACUCAGGGACCAGUGGAGUGAGUGUCUGUGUCCGGGACUGUGGAGGACUUUCCGGGAGAGUCAGGAUGGCGGUGAACUUUGCGGAGGUGCGGGGUCGGGUGAAGAAUGUGUGUGCGCAGAACGGGCUCCUCAUCCUGUCUGUGUUGGCUGUGGUCAUUGGCUGUAUGAUGGGGUUCCACCUGCGGGGCAAGCAGCUCUCUGACCAGGAGGUGAAGUACUUCCAGUUUCCUGGAGAGCUCCUGAUGAGGAUGUUGAAGAUGCUCAUUCUGCCCCUCGUCGUCUCCAGUUUGAUGUCGGGGCUAGCAGCCUUGGAUGCCAAGUGUUCCAGCCGCCUGGGCAUCAUGACCGUCUCCUACUACCUGUGGACCACGUUUGUGGCGGUGGUGGUGGGCAUCCUCAUGGUUACCAUCAUCCACCCAGGGGGCGCCGCCCAGAAGGAGGACAACGAGGACAGCGGCAAGCCAAUCAUGAGCUCCGCUGACGCCCUGCUUGAUCUGAUUCGAAACAUGUUCCCAGCCAACUUGGUCCAAGCAACUUUCCAACAGUACCGUACCAGGAGUAUCCCCAUCAUGAAGGCCCCCCCACCCACGGUGGCAGCCUCCCUGAUGGAGAGCACCACCCGGAGGGUCUAUAUCUACGGUGUCCAGGACGACAACGGCACCGACAUCCAGAACUUCUCCCUGGACUUGACACCUCCGCCUGACAUCCAGAUGCGCACACUGCCCGGGACCAGCGAUGGCAUGAACGUCCUGGGGAUCGUCAUCUUUUCCGCCACCAUGGGUAUCAUGCUGGGAAGAAUGGGGCCUAAUGGCAGCGCCUUGGUCAACUUCUGUCAGAGUCUGAACGAGGCUGUCCUGAAGAUUGUCGCCAUAGUGAUCUGGUACUUCCCUUUCGGCAUUGUGUUCUUGGUUGCCGGUAAGAUCCUGGAGAUGGACGACCCGUCGGCCAUGGGGAAGAAGUUGGGGUUCUACGCUAUCACCGUGGUGAUGGGGCUAGUGCUGCACGGUCUCUUCAUCCUACCAGCCAUGUACUUCUUCAUCACCAAGAAGAGUCCCAUCGUAUACAUCAGGGGCAUCCUGCAGGCCCUGCUCAUCUCCCUGGCAACCUCGUCCAGCUCUGCCACACUGCCUAUAACCUUCAAGUGCCUCCUGGAGAACAACCACAUCGACCGACGCAUCAUCCGCUUCGUACUCCCUGUGGGCGCCACCAUCAACAUGGACGGGACGGCACUCUAUGAGGCAGUGGCGGCCAUCUUCAUCGCCCAGGUUAACAACUACGAGUUGGACUUUGGCCAGAUCAUCACUAUCAGUAUCACAGCCACAGCUGCCAGUAUUGGUGCAGCUGGAAUUCCGCAGGCAGGACUGGUCACCAUGGUGAUCGUGCUAACCUCAGUGGGCCUGCCCACUGAUGACAUCACACUCAUCAUUGCUGUGGAUUGGGCGUUAGACCGUUUCAGGACAAUGGUCAACGUGAUGGGAGACGCUUUGGCCACGGGGAUCAUGGCUCACAUCUGUAGAAAAGAUUUUGUCAAGGAGGGAGAGCAGGUACCUUUGAUCUGCGAGACCAAGCCCAUGGUCAGCAUCCAGCAGAUGACGUACCAGAAGAACGGUGGGUACCAGCCCCCUCCCUGCGGACCGGGGGGCCCGGACGUGGCUCGUCUGAUGCAGCUGGAGGAGGGGGUACGACCGGAGCAAAGGAAGAGGAACCCCCACGCUCCCCAACACAAGAGGGAGCACAAGGACAAGGACCACUGCUCCAUCGACAUGAAUGGCCUGGAGACCAACGUAUAGACAUAGUUAUCAUUGAGCUGCAUCCUGAUUCGUCACACUUCUCCCAAAGAGUGCAUUUGCACACUCCCCGUCAUGAAUCUAAUAAUGGUGGCUCUAACAACUCCCUCCAGCCAGUUCUUAGCCUACACCAAUCCUACGCUUUUAAGUCCAUGAUGAGAAGUGGGAAAAUGCAUACUUUGGAAAAAGUGUGGAGUAACUGAAUGCAGCCAGUAUCAUAGCUACAGGGGAGAGAGGGAGAGAGGAAGGACUGACUAACUGCACCAGAGCUCGGGAUGACCAACCCGACCCUUGCUGGCACAUUAUGGCCCACUGUGGAUGCAAUUCAGAGGAUGUGUAAAGAAAAUACGACUUUCUACAUUACGUAUAUUACGACCCACUAUGAUUGUGUAUAUUUUUGUGUAUAUAUUUACAAGAUUUAUUAUACUAUGCACCAGCAGCAGAGUGAUAUGGUGGGAGACAUUCUGUACAUUGAGACAUUCUAUAUGAUGAGACAUUCUAUAUGAAGUGCAAACAUUCUAUUUAUUGAGGAGACAUUCUCUAUGAUGAGGAGACAUUUCAUUCAAUGAGAAGACAUUUUGCACAGUUUAUUAGGUACACCACCACGUUCAAUGGUUUGCUCCUACAGCCAGUAAAUCAUGUGGCCGUGGCUUGCUAUAUAAAGCAGGCAGACAGGCAUCGAGGCAAUCAGUUACUGUGACCUAAGCGACUGAGCGUAGUAUGAUUGUCGGUGCCAGGCGCACCGGCUCCAGUAUCUCAGAAAUGGAUGAACUCCUAGGCUUUUCACGCACAACAGUGUCUAGGGUUUACCCAGAAUGGUGCAACAAACAAAAAACAUCCAGUCGAUGGCAGGCAGUCCAAUGGACGAAAACAUCUUGUUGAUGAGAGGUCGAAGGAGAAUGGCAAGAAUCGUGCAAGCUAACAGACGGGCCACCAACAGGCAACUAACGGUGUAGCGCAACAGUAGUGUGCAGAACAGCAUCUCGGAACGCACAACUCGUCAGUCCUUGCCACAGAUGGGCUGUUGCAGCAGACGAACACACCGGGUUCCACUCAUAUCAGCUAAAAACAAGAAGGGUCUCCAGUGGGCAUGCCAUCACCAACACUGGACAAUUGAGGAGUGGAAAAACAGUGCCUGGUCCGAUGAAUCCCAGUUCCUGUUGAGUUGCUGAUGGUAAAGUCAGGAUUUGGCUUAAGCAGCAUGAGUCCAAAUCAAAUCAAAUCACAUUUUAUUGGUCGCAUACACGUGUUGAGCAGAUGUUAUUGCGGUUGUAGUGAAAUGCUUGUGCUUCUAGCUCCAACAGUGCAGUAACAUCUAACAAGUAAUAUCUAACAAUUACACAACACAUACCCAAUGCACACAAAUCUAGUAAAGGAAUUAAGAAUAUAAAAAUAUAUGGACAAGCAAUGUCCAUGUCCUCAUCCUGCCUGGUGUCAAUUGUGCAAGCUGGUGGCAGUGGUAUAAUAGUGUGGAAUGUUUUCCUGGCACAAGUUAUGUCCCUUCAUACCAAUUGAUUUCCAUGAACUCAGGCUGUUCUGGAGUCAAAGGGGGGUCCGACCCGGUCCUAGAUGGGUGUACCUAAUAAACUGAUGGGUGUACCUAGUAUAUGACAAGUAUCAGGAGACAGAAGGGAUCAUGAAGACCUGUGGGAAACUUCAGAGAGGGCUUGGGGAUCUGUGGACGAUGACAGGACAUCUAAGCAUGAGCUUUGGCCUUCCAUCUUCACCUUAGUUAAUCAACUCCCCCCUCACAGUGGAUGUGUGAGUCUGUCCGUCUGUCUGUCUGUCGAGCUGAGAGGUGAAUGUGACGAACACUCUCCUUACAUAGACAAUGCUUGUGGACUAUGGACAAACAGGAAGUGCGCAUUUCUUUAAAAAAAAUAUAUUAUAAACUAAAUGUUCCCUCUAAUCCCCCACAUGGGGUUACGGAUAUUUCAGGCUAAUUGGUUAGGCUUAUAUACUAAGCAGGUUACUCUCACAAUCAUCAUUGGAGGUUAUUUGUAAAACUUUACAGCUAAGGUAAAAUCUAGAAUCCAUUUUUUAAAUCUCCACAUGUGACACAAAGGGAUACAUAUGCUACAUUUACACUGGCUGUUAAGUUUUCUGAAGACCUAUUUUAUCGAUAUCUAGAAGGGCUUUUCAAGACAUUCGUGUUCACAUUCAACAGAGAAGGGAUCUACAGAACUCAAAUACACUCUACUCUGCUCUUCUUCCUCAGCAAAUGGACCCAUAUUGCUUCUCUCACUGAUUUCAACCUUUUGAUACCUUUUCUCCUUAAAAUGUCCUUCCCAUGAUCUUCUUUGCCUUUUUAUCCCCUUAAACAAGGUAGUACACACCUGCCUCAUAUAUGGUGUCUGGCAUGAUGGAAACAAUUUCUGUGUACCAAACAGCAUCCUAUUCUCUAUACAGCGCACUAUAUACGGUAGGGAAUAGGAUUUGGGGGAAACACAAUGACAGAGACAGGUAUGUGUAAGAGCCAUACUGCUCCGGGAGGUGUUAACCGUUGUUGAAACAUUUCUAGAGUGUCAAGUUCUUGCACCAACCUUAGACCCUCUUUGCCUUAAAGUACAAAGGAGAAGCAUGUGGGGAGAUAAUAGAGUAUGGGUACACCACAAAACAUAUGGGGGUACACCUAAUACAUUCAAGGCAAAAGCAGCAAGCUGCAAUAAAACAACCACAGGCCAUACUCUGAACUUUGCUUCGUAUGUAUAUAUAUUUAUUUUAAAAGUGAAAAAUCAUUUGCAGUUUGUAUAAACAUAGAGUAUGACUCAACAGGCACCAUUCUAUCUUUGUUAUGAAAUUAUUAAUUGUUUCAUCUAUUCCAAUUGCACUAGAUGUUUUUCUGUUUUUCUGUAUAAAAAAAGGCAAAAAAUGAAAAUAUAUUGUAAGGAAACACAAAUACACAUUUUAUUGAACUGUGGUGUGUAGUAUGUUUUGAUUGUCUGAUGAGUUGGUUUUCUUAUUUGAAACCUGUAUUUUUGGAUAGCUA
Messenger RNA from Oncorhynchus nerka (sockeye salmon), 5057 nucleotides. RefSeq names its product excitatory amino acid transporter 5-like. Gene Ontology annotation, cellular component: plasma membrane. The transcript has 11 exons. Bases 347 to 2071 code for a protein of 574 amino acids. Gene Ontology annotation, biological process: L-glutamate transmembrane transport. Gene Ontology annotation, molecular function: neutral L-amino acid transmembrane transporter activity; glutamate:sodium symporter activity; L-glutamate transmembrane transporter activity. Lineage: Eukaryota; Metazoa; Chordata; Actinopteri; Salmoniformes; Salmonidae. The record is from RefSeq and is a predicted model, not a curated record.